Messenger RNA from Colletotrichum godetiae, 1247 nucleotides. RefSeq lists its product as uncharacterized. The transcript has a single exon. Bases 198 to 1202 code for a protein of 334 amino acids. NCBI's taxonomy places the organism in Eukaryota, Fungi, Ascomycota, Sordariomycetes, Glomerellales, Glomerellaceae. The record is from RefSeq and is a predicted model, not a curated record.
GAUGCCGCGGCGAGGGAGCCUCAUACUUCUGCACCCUUCAAGCUGACCUUUGUCUCGAAUUGGCCGUAUUGGGACACAGUGGGAAUCGACCUUAAUUGGUUACAACCUAUAUCUGACCAGAAAGAGCCUACGGUUCCUUCUCGAAAAGCAAUCUUAUCGACACUAGUACCAUCCAUCGUUUGUCAGUGCUUCUCACUAUGAAUCGGUACGUCGAAGCUCCAGCUUUCGUUCCUUCCAGCAUCAAUGUUCAAGAUUCUAUAACAUCGCCCGACGACUCGGCCUCGACCAAUGCUACAAGCCUACCGGACCGCAUAGGGUCAAGAAUGCUUUAUACACCAGCAGUACCAUCACCACUUCGGCCUGUUUUGAGGCUAGGAUGCCCGAAUCCGAGAACCAACAUCAACACACCUACCAACUUGUGGUCAGCUUUGACAUCACUGAACUUUUCCGAGCAGUCAUACACGGAAAAGGCUUACUUGAUGGCUUCCUUGAGCAAACAGAACGAACGCGAGAUCGAGCUCAUGCGAAAGCUGUCGACCCUUCAGGUGAAUGUUGACAGCGGCCUGCCGUCUGACGAGCGUCGCAAGGCACGAAAGAAGAUAGCUUUGCUCAAGAGCAAGAUUUCCGACGCCACGGCACAAAAGAAGGCCAUUCUACUGCGGCUCAGCGAUAUCUACGUGGAGCUCCAGAGCCGCGAGACGUGGGUCCAGAUACAGAACGAACUCUACGAGCGAAGAUGCGCGUGGUGGGCAGUCGACUCACCCGGUGCUGCCGCUUACGCUACGACUCUCUCCGAUGUGACAUCGAUGAUGCCGACGCCGUUUGAUGCUGCCUCCGCCGUCUUCUUUCCCGCGGGUUGCCAUCCGGUCUACAACACGUGGGACGUGGCGGCGCCUCGGUUUGAAGAGCAUGGGUAUGAGGUAUAUAAUACAGUGCCAGCUGAACUGUGGACCAACCACAACCAACAUUCUGAUGAAAUUCUUGCGGAGGACUUGGGAAAUCAUGGCUUACAAUUUAUGUACGAAGAGAGGGCGGAAGAACCGCAGCAGGACGUCAACGAGGUCCAAGACACUAAACCAAGCAGAGAGAUUUCACUUCUGACAUCGAGCAGAAGGGAUAGUCUUCCAUCAAUGAAAAGCCUCUGGCCAGGGGUUGAGGGGAUAAGUAGACCAGGCGAUAAGGCACACGAGCCAGUAUCGUAGGUCUAUCAGGACUAGGUAUGGCUAUAAGGCAGACAGGCGCAUAUA